GCGACAGGUAAGACUGCGCCCAAGUUUCUUCAAGACCUCCUUCGAUUCGAUCCCCUAUCCGCUCCCGCGAAUCGAAACGUUCUCACCGACCACCCUCCGCAAUUUGAUGGCAAGGCUCGCUCAGGCCCGCCCUUGGUCUUAGACAGAGGCAGCUGCAAGCAUGAAUACUACUCGCAUAUAGAACGCUGCAAUCUGCCGCGUCUUGAUGAGUCUGCACAACAAGACACAUGCUGGAAGGUCGCAGCUUGCUGCAGGAAAUGCCGUCUUCAUCUUACCCUGUCCAUCGACUAUCCGGACACGGGCUGCAUACAACCUUGUCCUAAUCGAGAUCACCCACUCCACCAUCUCCGUCACAUAUCAACAGACACCGACCCAUUGCGAGUCAGCUAUCAUUUCGAGUGCUCGAAUCUUGCCUGUCAAGCCCACGUGCACGUUACCUACGAAAUCCCCGUCUUGACGAAAGAAGACAUCAAACUUCUCACUGACCCUCAAGCUUUGACUCGGCGUUACGAGCAUGUACUCGAAGCUUAUCCGGACCGUGAGGGUGUGCGGCAGGCUACUCCUGGAGAUGUCUUCUUCCGGUUGAAGAGAUAUGUUUCGGAUUCCUUGGUUGAGGGAAAUGCUAGGCGCAGCUUUCCCGCGAGAAAUAAGAGAUUCAUGGAAGCCUUCGGAACAGACUGCGACUUGCUACUCGAACGCUUAGGAUUCAGGAAGGGCGAGGACGGUAAUGGCGAGGCUCAGUGGCAACUGCCUUCACCAAAACCAGUUGACGACCCAGACCCGUUGCGUCCUAUGCUUGAGAGACUGGCGAUCGAACUGCUAUAUCUGAACGAUGAGUACUGUGCAAGCCACGCGCUUCCCAAUCCUUCUCGCCCGUCAUAUCAGGAUUCGAAAGUGGAUUUCGCUCGUACACUGAGCGCACAGAACUGUAUGAUGAGUCAUGUCUGUUGUCUAGCCAAAGUCAGUGGUUCAUGCUUACCGCUUUAUAGCUGUUAUGCCAGUCUUGGUGCUCUUGGCGACUUUUCAGAUCGUCUGAUCGCUUUCUCCUACGAAAUGCAGGCAGCAUGCGAUCCCAUGGAAGGACCAUACUAUGUCGAUUGUCUCCAGGAUCUCGCAACAGGCCGGGACAGCGACAUUCUUAUCACCAAGUCAGCUACACUUGCAUCACAAAACGUUUUGAGCAGAAAGGACAUCAAUCAAGCAUACAAAGCUCUGGGGAUCGACCCGGAGUUGCAAAAGACCAUCGAUGACGAACAACUCCUUGGAAUCUAUAAAUCGCGAUGGUCAGACUCUAGUAAAACAGGACAGACUGAUCUAAAGACAGCCUUGAAAACACUCGGCCAAGCCAGAAACAGUCGAUAUAUACUAGAUACUGCCGCGGACACUGUGGAAACAUACGAACAGGCACUUGCGUGGCUUGGUGCCGAUGCAACUCAGGCAGACGACACAAUCGUCGCGUUAUAUGGUGUCGACGACGCACAUAACGAUCCAAUGACUAAAGAUCUUGCUCGUCGUGCUGUCAGCUUGAUUGCUGCACACCGCAAAAGUGAAAUACUGCAGAGUUGGCUUGCUACUGGUGAAAUGACCUCACAAACCAUGACACUUGAAGAUGCAUGCAAACAUCUGGAAAUUGACAAUCUCGACGAGGUCGUUCCGGAAAUGAUUGAUCUUCAAUUCGACCUUGUCAGAGAGGGAAAACCUGGACCAACAACUGACAAGGCUAUCGCCGUUGUUCGCAAAGCUAUGGAUGAACGACAGUUCGGACAACACUCGACACAGAGCUGGCCUGUUGGCUUGAUCAGCCAUGGAAAUACCUGCUAUCUCAACAGUCUUCUUCAGUAUUAUUUCACCAUCAAACCUCUUCGAGAGCUUGUACUUGACUUCGAUAAGUUCAAGUACGACCUGGCAACCGAAGGUUCCAAAACUGAGCGAGUUGGAAAUCUUCAUCGUCCUGAGUAUGAGAUUGAAUCCUUCCAAAGUCUUACGAACGAUCUUCGUCACCUCUUUCAGCGCAUGAUCAGAGACCGUGGACCAGCCGUCAAACCUGAGGCAGACCUGGUCUGUCGAGCUUUUCUAAAGCCUACCAGCCCUGAAGCAGACACGACAGGUUCACAACAGACUAACGAAGUAGACGUCAACAUGACCUCAGAAGAGAACGAGAGCCAUCCUGCUGCCGUGGCCGCAAAUGCAGAUGACUCUUCAACAAUCUCACAAACGAGCUCGACUACACUCCAAGGCAAUGCUGUGCUUACUCCGCCAGUCACGCCUAAAGCCGAGAAAGAAGGCGAGCUACUCGCCCCGCCACUGCCGCCCAGAAGGCCUGCAACCCCAUCACAACAAACCAAAACCAAUUUGGAGAAGGCAGAAGAAGCUGCCAGACAGCAGCAGGAUGUUGCCGAAGUUAUGGAAGAAUUGCUGACAAGGCUGAGAGCGUCGAUCAAGCCGCUCGGUCAAGACCCUCAGGGUGAGCAAUUAGACCAACUUCGAGACAUCUUCAACAUGCGCAUCGUCGAUACCAUCAUGCCUGAGGGCGAGCAACCUUCCACAAAAGAAGACGAAUUCACCAACUUGAUGCUCCUUCCACCUUACGAGCCUACCGACAUUUACUCUGCUCUCAGUCGAGUUCUUGAUCUACACCCAGAACCAGAAGCUAGCAAACCGGUCAAUGUGUAUAAAACCUUGAAGUCGUUCCCACCGAUCCUUCAAAUCAGCAUCAAUCGCAUCCGUUUGGGUCGCGAUGGCAAACCAGUCAAGAGUGUUGAUCGCAUAAGGCUCGAAGAGACUCUUUACAUGGAUCGCUUCUCGGAUGAUGAGGCUGUUCUCGCUAAGCGCAAGCAGUGCUGGGAGUGGCAAAGACGUUUACGCAGCUUACAGGCCGAGAAAGUGAUGAUGCAGAAGACUGAGACUGGUAUUGACGGCCCGUCCACACUUGAUGCCGUGGGUGAUUGGUUGUCUAAGAUCUCUGAGUGUGACCAAAUCCUUUCGGAAGCUGGAAUUGAACCGAUCAAGGUACCUGAGUCACUCGCAUCGGAUCUCCAGCAAGAGAGUGCUUCUCAGCGCGCACGUCUCUCAGUCAUUGACCAGGAAGUACGAGAGCUCGAAGAAAACAUUGCAAAGCAAUUUUCUGGACCCGACUUCGAAAAGAUGAAAUAUCGCCUUCAUGCCGUCUUCUUCCACCGUGGUAGCACUGGUCAUGGUCACUAUUGGACCUGCAUUUACGACAUUCAACACAACAUCUGGCGUUCAUACAACGAUGAGAAGGUAGAGCAAGCCAACAAGCUUGAUGAUAUCCUCAACGCAGAAACCUGGAUGCAAGGUACACCUACAUAUGCCGUAUACGUCCGGGACGACACCAAGGAACAAUACGUGGAGCCAUUAUGUCGCGAUGUCGAAGAGAUAGUUGACGAGCCAAUGCCUGACGCAGUCACUUCGUUCGAACCGGAGGCUGAGAAUACCGCUCCAUUUGACCCAGAAGUUGUAGCGCCCAGCAGUAUCAAAGUGGAGGGAGACUGGAACACGAGGGACCAUCCGGUAGAGAAUUGGUAG
Aureobasidium melanogenum CBS 110374 is the source of this 3546-nucleotide messenger RNA. RefSeq names its product cysteine proteinase. Gene Ontology annotation, biological process: proteasome-mediated ubiquitin-dependent protein catabolic process; protein deubiquitination; regulation of proteasomal protein catabolic process. The transcript has 6 exons. Lineage: Eukaryota; Fungi; Ascomycota; Dothideomycetes; Dothideales; Saccotheciaceae. The record is from RefSeq and is a predicted model, not a curated record. The annotation marks the transcript as partial. Gene Ontology annotation, molecular function: proteasome binding; cysteine-type deubiquitinase activity.